Molecule: messenger RNA, 2770 nt
Organism: Phacochoerus africanus (Common warthog)
Lineage: Eukaryota; Metazoa; Chordata; Mammalia; Artiodactyla; Suidae
Product: Holliday junction resolvase MOC1, chloroplastic-like
Exons: 4
Coding region: 1-1977 (658 amino acids)
Source: RefSeq, a predicted model, not a curated record
AUGACGAACCCCAGAAAGAAGGACCGUGUGCAAGGAAGGCGAAGAGAGAAGAACGUCUCAGUGAGUGGCGUCCAGGGACGGCUGAAGACUGAUGACACUGAGCCUGCCAAUCGAGCCUCGCUGCUUCUCACCUCCACAGCACUGCCAGUCACAUACGUCACCUCCCACGGGGAUGUCGGUGCUCCUCUCGUGCGACUGACACCCCCCCGCCGGGGGCCAACGCUGGCCCCGCUCUCCGCCCGCGGAGCGCCAGCGGGGCCGAAGUCUGGGAUUAGAGGGGUGACCCUCCCCGGGCGCGGGGAAAGACUGCCGGGCACCGCUGCCCUCAAGGUCACCAGGCGCCGAGGCAGGGGCGGCCGGCCGCAGGAUGGGCUACGGGCCCUGGGCGGGGACUCCCGGCCGGACCCCGCGCCAAGGCUCACGCCGAGAAACCCGCUCACCUUUACGAUCUCUCUGGGCGGGCGCGGUGCUCCCACCUGCGAAGGGGCCCCCCGCACGCCCCGCCAACUUCGCUCCAGAAUCCGCGCAGACCGCGGAACACCCACUUGUCAGGACCCCCGCCGCGACGCCCCGACCUCCGCGUUCCGCCCGGCCUCCCCCGCAGGUGACCUGCCCCGCCGCCCCCGCCGCGAGCAGGCGGCGGCCGCCACUCACCUCGCCCGGCAGCAGGAACCAUUUUCCGAGGGGGAAAGAAAGGGGAGGCUGCGAGAGGGUCGGGGGAAGGGGACGGUGAGCACAGCGGCCAACGCAGAGAACCGGGACUCCGCCGGUGCGCAGGCGGCUCGCAGGACUCCGGGCGCCACGCGGAGGUUCGGCGGCACCUCGAGGAUGAAGCGGCCGUGGAGCCACAACCUCGGCGUCCACCAGCCGGGGCUCCCUACUCACGCUGCACUAGCCCGGCAGCAGCCGAGUGGCCGCCCGCGUCCCCGCAGGACCCGCCUCCUGGGCUCCGCAGAGCCGCACACAGGGCGCGCCGCGCUCAGCACGGGCAGUUCUGCCGGCCUCACGCCGCCGUCCGCAACGGCGGCCGCGGGCAGGGUGCAGCCCCCUCUGGGAGCCCGGCAGUCCGACCUGCACGAGGCGGGGCCCGCGGCCCCCGGGGAGUGGACGGCCGAGCACGAGGGGGCUGCGAGAAGCUUCAGGCAGGGGCCCCGUCUGCACCGGGUGGCGCGAAAGAUUGCCGGGGGAGCAGGGGAAGGAGAACUCUCACCCGUUCCGGUCCGGCGCUCCCUUCUCUCCACACCCUCUCGCCUCCAGCUCCACGCUGGCGGCACAGCUGCUGCCACUGCCGCCGCCGCCGCCGCCGAAGCUAGCGCCGCCGCCGCCGCCGCAGCCCUGGCUAGGCGCGGUCACGUGACGCGGCCCGCGGGGAGCCUGGGGGCGGGCAGACGCGCGCGCGGGAGGAAGCGCGGCUCGAACGGGGACUGGGAACCCAGCGACGCGGAGAGGGCGUUUAAGGGGAGGACCCGGCGAGCUCGCUCCCGGCUGGCGAGCGCGUACGCGGCAACUAGAGCUUGCCGCGCGGUGGCGAAAGGGUGUGAGGGGCGGGGGACUCGCGCCUCCGCGCACCCCUCCCGCUCUUCCUUCGCCCGGCGCCUCGGCCGGCCGCUUCCCCCGCCCCCUCCUGUUCGCCUCUUUCCUCCAGCCGCUGCCAGCGAUUGGCUGAGAGGCUCUGACGUCCGUGUUUCCAUGACGUAUCGGGGCAGGGGGGCGGAGGGGGAGGAGGGGGUGGAUCGGGCGCGCCGGGCGGUGACUCCGUCAGUCACAGCUGCAGUUUCAGCGCGGGUCGCGGCGUCGCCCGCGGCUCCGGACGCCGAGAGCGAUGACUGCCGCAGGCGGACUCCGGCGCCUUCACCUGGAGCCGAGCCCGAGCCACCCCCAGCCAGCGCCCCUUCAAGCCCAGGAGCCAGGCGGGCUGGGGCAAGCUCUCUGGGCGUGCAUAGGUUAAGGCUUGCGCCCGCGUCCGCUGACCCUUGAGCACCUCCUCGCCGCUUCUCUGCUCCACUCAGUACCGGACUCGGUGCCUGUCCCGGGCCGUGACGCAGGCGCCAGACGACAAAAGUGCCUCCCAGCUCUUUCCCUCCUUGGGCAGGGCCGCGCAGACCCCGCUCCGGGCGCCCCUCUCUCGCUUCCUGCGGGUCGGGCCCGUAAGACGCCGGGGGUCCCAGUUGCAGCGCCCAAAGGGUUAACGCGUUCGGCGGAUGCAAACUGGCCUGUCAGGAUCUGCGCUCCGAGCACCCGUGUUUUCGUUUAGGGUUUGCCCUUUCUACCUAUGCCAAGCCAUUGGCUCAUUUGUAGCAUCUUGACCCAACACCCUUCUUUCGUGGGAGGGAAAGGAAAAUGAAAAAAAAAAAAAAAAAAAAACACGGGGUAAUAAAUAAUAAUAAACAAGGUAACCUGACUGGCCCCAACCUUCAAGAGAUUUUGCAAGUUAAUAAAAAAGAAACCACUGUGAUGACAUCUUUAAAAAUAAAACGGUUUUUCCUUCCUACUUAACACAUGCACACGUGUAUUGGUGUCUUACCUAAGACACUGCUCCAUCUUCAUCUAACCGCCUGUUUCAAGUAACCCUCGCAGCUCCUUUGGAGACCGUGUCAGUGUGAUUUUCAGUACCACUUAAAACAAAAAGAGGUUUGCAGAGUCUUCCUCCUUUCUCUUAACUCCAGGACUGGAAAAAUUAAUGUUUGUAACAUCUUCCUGAAAGCAGACAGGCGAUGUGAAGGACUUUAUUAUGAACGUUCACUCUGGUAGGGUUUAUAUUAAAAUAUUU